AAGGGGCGCUACAUAAAAUGGAGGCACCGCUGGGAUUUUUUUUUUUGUUAAAACUCUGUCAUUUCUUUGAUUUGAGUUACUAAUACCCCCGUUAAAGUGCAAGUUGGUAUAUUUUUGUAUGUCUACUACAUAUUAAGGUGUUUGAAAAAGAAAAUAGUUUAAAUUUUUUUAACAACAGUGAGUGGUCUGGUUCUCAUUGUUAGUGAAGUUUAAUGGCAUUAAACUGUAACUAACUUUAUUACAGCAUUUUGAGAAUAACUGGUUGGAAGACUCAGUUUAUAGUUCAAAGUAGUGUCAUUAGUUAUUAAAAAGACUAACACUAUGGAGGUUAAAACUGUACAUUUGGAGCUGGAGUCUGGUCUCAGAGAGUGGUGUCAGGGGGAAUCCCUAGAUGAAGACCAUGUGGUGCUGGUACUUGUUCCCAAAGGCACAGAAGUUGCUCAGAUUGAAGAAACAAUGGAAACUGUGAAGGCACUAGGACGUGUCAGAGUAAGGGGCCGUAUGUAUAACAAAAAAGUGGAUCGACUAAUGGUGCUGUGUGAGUGCAGAGAGCGGGUUGACCCCACUAAAGUUCCCACUGAUGUCCAACAUGUUUCCACCGGCAUCAGCUGGCCUGUCAUCAUGUCAGCCAGAAGUUCAGCUACUGAAGGAGAUGCACCCGAGUCAUUUGAAGCCCUGUUCCAUACUGCUCCACCAACCAGCUCUCCAGAAUCCAUCAUUCGUGCUAUGGGAGAUGUACUGACAAAGAUGGACAAGCCGUCAGGAGAAAACAGUAGUUAUCGCCGACUGCGAAUGUUCUCUGGCACAUUACCUACACCGGCAGGUGAAGAAACUUUAGAGCAUUGGCUGGAACAAGCUCGCCUGAUGGUCGAAGAGAGCGACUGCUCAGACAAAGAAAAACGCAGACGCUUAAUGGAAUGUCUUAGAGGACCUGCUCUUGCUGUCAUUAAGGCGAUACGAACAGCUGAGGCAGAUGUUUCCCCUUCUAAGUGUCUGGAUGCUAUUGAGUGUGCAUUUGAUACAGCAGAAUCAGGUGAAGACCUGUACUU
Molecule: messenger RNA, 1049 nt
Organism: Austrofundulus limnaeus
Lineage: Eukaryota; Metazoa; Chordata; Actinopteri; Cyprinodontiformes; Rivulidae
Product: paraneoplastic antigen Ma1 homolog
Source: RefSeq, a predicted model, not a curated record